UGUGUUCCGAAGAUGCUCCCCCUCGGUCGCUGGGCCCUGUUCCUUCCACUCCUCCUGCUUUGGGCUGCUGCCCCCUCCUUUGGGUUUUUCAGCUGGUUCACUCGGACUGCGACCCCAGCGCCCGCUCCAGACCGCACACCUCCUCCCGAUCCUGGAAAUCUGGGGCCUGUCCCUUUUGAGAUGACCACGGCAGAUGAGGGGUUCCUGGCCGAAGCCCAGCGGUGGCAACUCUCCCCCCUGGACGCCUGUCACCAUAAGGUGAUCGCCCAGCUCCGGUCAUCUUGCACGGACCUUACAGAGGAAGAGCUGGCCAAACUUGGGGUGUCCCUCUUCAACUGCCAGGCCAGCGUGGAGGGUCGGAGGACUUACCUGUGCUCUGCGGAUAUGACCCUGGCUGAAUGCACGGCGGAGAUGGAUCCUGAUACUUGGAACGCCUACCACAUCGUGAGCAACCGAGCGCGCGCCGUCUGCUACGCCACCCGCCAGAUGCAGUUCAAACGCCGGGCUGAACACACCGUCAACGCGCUGGUCUCUACGGCGGUUGGCCAGCUGGAGGCUAUGAAGGCGCUGAAGGUCU
Molecule: messenger RNA, 577 nt
Organism: Pogona vitticeps (central bearded dragon)
Lineage: Eukaryota; Metazoa; Chordata; Lepidosauria; Squamata; Agamidae
Source: RefSeq, a predicted model, not a curated record